Sphaeramia orbicularis (orbiculate cardinalfish) is the source of this 3236-nucleotide messenger RNA. Its product is annotated as aryl hydrocarbon receptor-like. Gene Ontology annotation, molecular function: transcription cis-regulatory region binding; protein dimerization activity; nuclear receptor activity. The record is from RefSeq and is a predicted model, not a curated record. The transcript is spliced from 11 exons. NCBI's taxonomy places the organism in Eukaryota, Metazoa, Chordata, Actinopteri, Kurtiformes, Apogonidae. Gene Ontology annotation, cellular component: aryl hydrocarbon receptor complex; nucleus. The coding region runs from base 337 to 3198 and encodes 953 amino acids. Gene Ontology annotation, biological process: regulation of transcription by RNA polymerase II; xenobiotic metabolic process; response to xenobiotic stimulus.
CAGAGCAGAGCGCAGAAAGCAGGAGGAAGAGCCCAAAAGUGGACAUUUAACAGUGUUAUUACAGCCCGGUCUGCAGAAUGUGAGGUUUAGUUCUAGUUUUUUGUUGGUUUUUGGUGCGUGUUUGUUUUUUACGCACCGGGAUUUUUGACGCAUCAUGGAUGAGAAGAUGACGCACGGGAUUAAAGUAGCACUAAAACAUGGAGUAUUUGUGGAAUUCAUGUAAUAAUUCCACACUGAGUUCAUCUUCCUUUACUAUGGGGUCAGUUUUUGUGGUAUGAUGUUGGAAUAUUAUGGGAUUUGUACCAAACUCCACAUGACGGUCCGUGAACGCCUCACAUGCCUCUGGGUUCACUGAACUGCUGCUGCUUUUUCUGUGGUUUUUCGACUAAAACCAACCGUUUGGAGCUUUUUUUUUUUUAUUAUUAUUAUUUUAACUCAGAGUUGAUGGAUAUUUCUCAUCUUCACUGUGAAUCACUCAGAAACAACAUCAUGUACGCGGGACGGAAACGGCGAAAACCCGUGCCAAAGGGAGUCAAACCCAGUCCACCUGAAGGCGCCAAAUCCAACCCGUCCAAACGCCACCGUGACCGUCUGAACUCGGAGCUGGAGCGUCUGGCCGGUCUGCUGCCCUUCCCCGAGGACGUCAUCGCCAGCCUGGACAAACUGUCCAUCCUGAGACUCAGCGUCAGCUACCUCCGAACCAAGAGCUUCUUCUCAGUGGCGCUGAAGGACCAGGUGUCCAGUGGUUCAUCCGACCGCUGUGAUCACAGUGAAGCCAACAGGGAGUCGCAUCCGGUGGAGGGUCCGAUAUCUGAGGGGGAUCUGCUGCUCCAGGCUCUUAAUGGCUUUGUGUUGGUGGUGACGGCCGAGGGUUUCAUCUUCUACUGCUCUCACACUAUCCAGGACUACCUGGGCUUCCACCAGACUGAUGUGAUGCACCAGAGUGUGUUCGAGCUCAUCCACACCGAAGACCAGGAGGAGUUCAGGAGGAACCUGCACUGGGCCCUGAACCCCCCCACGGACCAGGGAACCACCUCUGACCCCCCAACAGAUGGUGAAUCUUUGUCGACCUCCACCUGCUUCGUAAACUACAACCCAGAGCAGCUUCCACCUGAAAACUCCUCCUUUCUGGAGAGAGGCUUCGUCUGUCGUUUCCGCUGUUUGUUGGACAACUCCUCAGGAUUUCUGGCUUUGAAUAUUCAAGGUCGACUCAAGUUUCUCCACGGUCAGACCCGUCCGGAGAGCGACAACGCUGAGUGUCGAACGCCGCCUCAGCUCGCCCUGUUCGCCAUCGCCACGCCCCUCCAGCCCCCCGCCAUCCUGGAGAUCAGAACUCGGAACAUGAUCUUCAGAACCAAACACAAGCUGGACUUCACACCCAUGGCCUGUGACGCAAAGGGGAAAAUCGUACUGGGCUACACCGAGGCGGAGCUGAGAGUUCGAGGUUCAGGUUAUCAGUUCAUACAUGCGGCCGACAUGCUGUACUGUGCUGAAAACCACGUCCGAAUGAUAAAGACGGGUGAGAGCGGUCUGACCGUCUUCAGAUUACUCACCAAGGAUAAUCGGUGGAAGUGGGUCCAGGCCAACGCCAGACUUGUCUACAAGAACGGAAAACCAGAUUACAUCAUUGCCACCCAGAGGCCUUUAGCGGAUGAGGAAGGAGGGGAACACCUGACCAAGCGAUCUAUGCAUCUUCCCUUUACCUUUGCCACUGGUGAGGCUCUUCUCUACCAGACCAGCUAUCCACUGCAUGGCUUCCCUGACACCUUUCAGGGUAAAGCCAAAGGCAGCAGGGCCAAGACGGGCAAACUGGACAAGAGUUCCUCCGAUGACCUGGACCCCAAAUCCUUAUUAGGAGCACUGAUGAGCCAAGAUGAGUCUGUGUAUGUUUGCCAACCGGACACCGAACCUAAAAUGCCGUACCACAAUGAUCUCUUUAGCGAGCAUCAAGUUGUGAGCAAUGGUUUUGGUGACGACAGCUGGCAUAUCGUACAUAACAGUGAGAAACCACCCAGUUAUGACCCUUUACUGGCCACUCUGGACUCUCUAUCCCUGGAUGGUGACGAUACAUGCUCCAACAGCGAACUCUUUAACGCUCUGGAGAACCUUGGGCUCAACGCUGAAGACUUGGAGCUUCUGCUGCUGGAUGAGAGGAUGAUCCAGGUAGAGCUGGAUCCAAAUCAUGUCCCGAGCCUCAGCGACCUCCUCUCCAACAACGAAAUCCUGUCUUACAUCCACGACUCGCUAGAGGUUGACGGACAAGUGGACGGGCAUGCGUUUGAAGCAUUGACUCAUCCAGAAAACUUAGACAUAGGCCAAAGUCUAACAGGAGGUAGGCAGCCGAUAGUUCAGCUGUCGCAACAAAUGCAGCAACACAUCGGUACAACUGAGCUGCUCAAAGCUCAACCCGGACAAAUGUCUUCCCAUCUGGGACCAGUCAACACUAAUGUACUACCUGAGGUUCUUAAUGAGGCCUGGGCAGUUCCAAUAGAGAAUCAUCACCUUCCAGACGGAUACAAUCAUCAGCAUCCACAAACUGCCAUUAAAAUGUCCCAGUUAAACACAGAGCAUAAACCCCUUACCUCAGUCGUGGUGUCGGGUCAACAUCAGGACCAUGAAAGCACCGAGGUCGUCCUCAAUGAUGCCCUCAUACCAUCCUACCACAAAGGACCUGGGUCUUUAACAAACGGAGCUUACAUCCCAAAUGAUCACAGCGGCUUUUCGCAAAAUGACUACAACAUGUCAAGCACAGCACAUGUAAGUGGGAACAUUGUGAACGGUGACGCCAGAGUGGAUGUUUGUCACUACCAGAGUUUGGUGGCCACCACUCAGACCUCUUUGCUGCAGGGUCAAAACAAACACCAGCAGAUGUUGCAGCAGACUCAGGUUACGGCAUCUUGUUUGACGCCGUUUCCAAUGCAAAACCCUUCCACACUGGAUUUAGAGCAGUUUCUAGCUCUGUCGCAGCCUCAACACAACCAAUCACCUACAGAUGCCUACAACAUGAUGAACACCACGACACCAAACACACACAGCAAGUUGGAGAACGGCUGCCUGCUCAGUACGUCCAACGCAGCGUAUUUCAGGACCUGUCUGAUGCCCAAUGGAAAUGGAAUGGUACCAGGAAACAUCCCUGUACCCUGCCCUGAGGGACUCCCACCCCUGCAGGACCCCCAGAAGUCUGGAUUUUUCCUCUGAGGGGGAAUUCACACAAAAGACACAAAGAGGAUUUAAAA